CCUGGAUGUACAAUAGCAAUGCUCGUCGAUGUUUGGUUUUUAAAUGAAGUGCUACCUGGAAACAACGCCAGAACUGUGGAGAUAACUUUUUGUUGGGCUGCUGUGUGUGAAUUUCUCAGUAACGAACCCAAGGAAUUUAUGUCAGUCUGGUUUUAUCAAUUUGAAGAAUUGUGAAGAUAAUUAGGCUUGGAACCAUGAGCAUUCUUCUCCCUGUAAGGAGUGCAUGGUUACAAAUGUUGCCACUGAUGAAUUUUUUGACUUUUGUUCUUUUGAUGUCAGUGCCUGGGGCUUUUAGUAGCUCUCAGCCCAGGCAGGUCUUUCAAGUACUAGAGGAACAGCCACCAGGGGCUUAUGUGGGAACCAUCAACACCAAACCAGGGUUCACUUACCGACUUAGUGAAUCCCAUGCUCUGUUUAGUAUUAACUCCACUUCAGGCUCUAUUCACACUACCUCCACCAUUGACAGGGAGAGCCUGGCCAGUGAUGUUGUUAACCUGGUAGUGCUCUCCAGCCAACCAACCUACCCAACUGAAGUACGCAUAACUGUGUUGGACAUAAAUGAUAACUCACCUGUUUUCCCAGAACCCUCUAUAAUUGUAUCCUUCAAGGAAGACACUCAAGGUGGCCGGCAGGUCAUCUUGGAUACAGCCACUGACUCUGAUGCUGGCACCAAUGGGGUUGAUCACCGUUCCUACCGUAUAGUUUCAGGUAACCAAGAUGGGCGUUUCAAGCUGGGCAUUACAGUAAAUCCAAGUGGGGAAGGUGCUUUUUUACACCUAAUGUCUCAGGGUCCCUUAGACAGAGAGACCACUCCAUGUUAUUAUCUUCUUGUAGAGGUGGAAGACAAGGGCUUGCCCAAACGAUUAGGCCACUUGCAAGUCAAUGUUACAGUGCAGGAUAUCAAUGACAACCCGCCAGUUUUUAGCAGUUCUCAGUACCAGGCUAAAAUUGAGGAGGAUGCACCAGUGGGUUCAAGUGUACUAAAGGUUGAGGCUACUGACCGUGAUGAGGGGGCUAAUGCUGCAAUUAGGUACCAGCUGGCAGAUGGCACCCCAUUCCAAAUUGACCCAGAAAGUGGACUUGUAACAAUCCGAGAGCCACUGGACUAUGAAAGCCGUCGACAAUAUAUCCUGAGUAUCCAAGCUAAAGAUCUGGGCACUCCACCAUUGACUGGUCGGGCAGAGGCGCUGGUACGUCUAAUUGAUGUAAAUGAUAAUGACCCUGUUGUGAAAUUUCGCUAUUUCCCCGCCACUUCCCGAUAUGCAUCAGUAGAUGAAAAUGCACAGGUUGGUACAGUAGUGGCUUUACUUACUGUCACUGACUCAGACUCUCCAGCUGCCAAUGGUAAUGUCACAGUAGCUAUUUUGGGAGGCAAUGAACAACGUCACUUUGAAGUGCAAACUUCCAAAGUUCCCAACCUCAGCCUUAUCAAAGUAGCUAGUGCUCUAGACCGUGAGCGCAUACCUUCUUAUAACCUAACUGUAAGUGUAUCAGACCAGGGUCAUCCCAGGCCACGAUCAUCAGUGGCUAGCUUAGUGAUAUAUGUCAAUGAUAUUAAUGACCACCCUCCAGUCUUCCAGGAUUCACACAGUAAAGUAGAAAUAAGUGAAGACUUACCUCCUGGGUCAUAUAUCUGUGGUAUUUCUGCCACAGAUGGAGACACAGGACUAAAUGCCAACCUACGAUACUCUAUAGUGUCCGGAAACAAAUUGGGAUGGUUUUCCAUUAGUGAACACAGUGGACUGGUAACCAGCAACUCUGCCUUAGACCGUGAAAUAGCACCGCAGCUGCUGCUCAACAUUAGUGCCCAGGACCAGGGGCCACAACCUAAAACAAGUUAUGCCACACUUCUUGUAAGCCUACUAGAUGUCAAUGAUCAAAAGCCCACCUUUACUGGUCUCCAUUCCAGUGAACAGCACUGGUUGUCAGUACCAGAAAAUUGCUUGAUUGGCACAGAAUUAAUUACACUGAGGGCAGUUGAUGGGGAUUUGGGCGAUAAUGGCACCAUCCGCUACUACUUUGAUGCUGACAAUCCAAACCAGUGCCAGGGACUGUUUCGUCUAGAUCCAAUAAAUGGCCGUCUCAGUACUCGUUCUGAGCUGGAUAGGGAGCAGCAAGAAAAUUGCUCUUUAAUGGUUCAAGCAAGUGACCUUGGCACCCCACCCUUGUCUUCUACUGCCAAGAUAACUGUUACUUUGUUGGAUAUAAAUGACAACAGCCCAGUAUUCUAUCCAGUGCAGUACUUUGCCAACAUUCAGGAAAAUGAACCACCUGCAAGUUUUGUGGCUUCUGUUACAGCUGCUGACCCUGAUCAAGGCAUCAAUGGAACAGUUGCAUACUCUAUCAGAGCUGGGGAUACCUCCAAAUUUCAGAUCAAUGCCGAGACAGGUGCAAUAUCUACAAAAGCAGCUCUUGACAGGGAGGAAAAAACUGCUUACCAAUUACAAGUAGUGGCUACAGAUGGUGGGGGUCUCCAAUCACAAAAUCAUGCUAUAGUCACCAUUACUGUACUGGACACACAAGACAACCCACCAUCAUUCUCUCAGGAUUCAUAUAGUUUUGUCAUGUUUGAAAAUGUGGCUGUAGGCUAUAAUGUAGGUACUGUUUCAGCUACCACAAUGGAUCUAAACACUAACAUCACUUACCUUAUCACCACAGGAGAUCAGAAAGGGGUGUUUGCUAUUGAUAAGGUUACAGGUCUAAUUACAACAGCAAGUGUAGUGGAUAGAGAAGAGCAAGACUUUUACCAUUUAAAAGUGGUGGCCAGCGGUGGGGCUAUAACUGGAGAGGCUAUCGUAAAUAUCACAGUCAAAGACUUAAAUGAUAACUCACCUCAUUUUCUUCAUGCAGUGGAAAGUGUUAAUGUGGUAGAGAAUUGGAAAGCUGGCCACAUUAUUUUUCAGGCAAAGGCAGUAGACCCAGAUGAGGGUAUCAAUGGCAUGGUAAGAUACAGCUUAAAGCAAAACCCUCUAAACGUGUUCUUUGUCGAUGAAUUUAAUGGAGCUGUGAGCAUAACAGGAGCCCUUGAUGUCAAUGCAGGCUCAUAUCAGGUAGAGAUUUUAGCAUCAGAUAAGGGUGUGCCACAGCUUUCUUCUGGUUUUAUUUUAACUGUUUCUGUACAUGAUGUCAAUGAUAACCCUCCUGUGUUUGAUCAGCUGUCAUAUGAAGUAACCCUUCUAGAAUCAGAACCUGUAAAUUCAAGAUUUUUUAAGGUACAAGCUACUGACAAAGAUUCUGGGGCAAAUGGGGAAAUAACAUAUAGUAUCAUGGAUGGAAAUUUAGGAGAUGCAUUUGGCAUAUUCCCAGAUGGCCAACUCUAUGUAAAAAGUGAACUUGACAGAGAAGUUAAAGAUAUUUAUGUUUUGCUUGUGGCUGCUUCAGACAGGGCAGUGGAGCCCCUGAGGGCAACAGUAAAUGUUACAAUAAUAUUGGAAGAUGUGAACGACAACAGGCCUUUGUUCAACAGCACCAAUUAUGUCUUCUAUUUUGAAGAGGAAUGCAGUGGGGGGUCAUUUGUGGGCAAGAUAUUUGCUGUGGAUAAGGACUCUGGGUCUAAUGGGGAAAUUAUGUAUGCCUUUGAAACAGUGCAACCUGAUUUUGAACUGAACACAAUUACUGGAGUAAUCACAAGCACUCAUCAAUUUGACAGAGAGGCUCUUAUGAGACAAAGAGGGGCGGCAGCUUUUACUCUCAAAGUGGUCUCCACAGAUAUGGGCUUGCCAAAGCCACUGAAGGAUCAGGCCACUAUACAGAUUUACAUCAGAGACAUAAAUGAUAAUGCUCCAAAAUUUUCAAAAGAUAUGUAUCAAGCCAGCAUAUCAGAAUUAGCAGCAAACAUGACCCAAGUUUUAAGAGUUUCUGCCUCUGAUGUAGAUGAAGGGAACAAUGGAUUAAUUACCUAUUCUGUGAUUAAAGGUAAUGAAGAGAAUCAUUUCUCCAUUGACAGUGGUACAGGCCAGGUUACAUUGGUGGGCAUGUUAGACCAUGAAGCAACCGCCUCUUAUUCCCUUGUCAUUAAAGCAGUGGACUCUGGGUCAGUUCCUUUAAGUUCAACGUGCACUUUAAGCAUUGAUGUUCUUGAUGAAAAUGAUAAUGCCCCUUCUUUUCCCAAAGCUGCUUUGUUUGUGGAUGUUUUAGAAAACAUGAGAGUUGGGGAACUGGUGUCUUCUGUCACCGCCACAGACUCAGACACAGGUGACAAUGCUGACAUUCAGUAUAGCAUUACAGGGACUAACAACCAUGGAACUUUUAGCAUCAGUCCUAACACAGGCAGCAUAUUUCUAGCCAAAAAGCUGGACUUUGAAACCCAGGUGUUAUUCAAAUUAAACAUUACAGCUAAAGACAAUGGUAAGCCUCCUCGUUCCUCUACCAUGUCAGUGGUCAUCCAGGUGAGAGACUUCAAUGACAACCCACCUAGCUUCCCUGAAGGAGACAUCUUUAAAUCAAUAACAGAGAAUAUCCCUAUUGGUACAUCAAUUUUGGCUAUUACUGCCAGCGACCCCGACGCAGACAUUAAUGGGGAGCUUACUUAUGCUAUCAUUCAUCAAAAACCAAGGGGAAGUCAUUUUGUUAUUGAUGAGCAGCGGGGUACAGUUUACACCAAUGCAGAAAUUGACCGUGAAUUCUCUAGUCUCUUUGAACUGACUGUGAGAGCCAGUGACCAGGCUGUUCCUUUGGAGACAAGAAGGUAUGCCUUCAAAAAUGUCACCAUCUUAGUCAGUGACCUGAAUGACAAUGUGCCCACCUUUGUAUCCCAAAAUGCUUUUCCAGCAGAUCCCACCCUGGUUAUCGGCUCAGUUCUGACUGCUAUUACAGCUUUUGACCCAGACGAGGGUCCAAAUGGGGAAAUUGAGUAUGACAUUAUUAAUGGGGAUACAGAGACCUUUAUUGUGGAUCGUUAUAGUGGGGACCUCAGAGUAGCUUCACCUCUGGUACCAUCACGUCUAAUCUACAACCUUAUAGUGGCUGCUACUGACUUAGGGUCCGAAAGGAAGGGGAGUACGACUGAGUUGACCAUCUUUCUACAGGGUCUCGAUGGUCCAGUGUUUUCUCAGCCUAGAUACAUAACUAUUGUGAAAGAAGGGGAACCCAUUGGGACAAAUGUGAUUUCUAUUGAAGCUUCUAGUCCCCGUGGCUCAGAGACUAUGGUGGAAUAUUUUAUUGUGUCUGUGAAGUGUGAAGGCAAGACUGUUGGACGGCUAUUUACAAUUGGGAGGUCUACAGGUGUCAUUCAAACUGCCGCAGUGCUAGACCGUGAGCGUGGGGCUCGUUUGUACCUUGUGGAUGUCUAUGCCAUAGAGAAAGAGACUACUUUCCCCAGAACACAGAGAGCAGAGGUAAGCCCUUCUUUUUUACUGUCCGACUCAGCUGUUGUAUGCAUAAUUACUAAUCUAUGAGGUAAAUUCGAAAAGUACAGAUUGAUUGCAAAGUUAUACAAGUGGAGUAAUCCCUAUGGCAACCAUUGGAAAGGUCCUGUUGAUUGUUCCACUUUUAUAAUUUUACCCCAGUAAAGUUCUUUAUUCACAUAAACCAGUAUCAUUAGUCAAUUAACUUACAUGUGCAUCAGAUUGCAGGUGGAUGGCUAUAUUUCUAAUGUUUGCUUUAGCUUGAAACUUUUAUUUUUUUUGUGCAAAACAUCUGAGGAGCAUAUAGUCAAGUACAGUGAAAUAAUACACCAAUCUCUUUUUUUGUUAAAAUGUGUUUACUUUGUAGGUAAAUGGUUACACAGAUCUGUGCUGGACAGCUCAGAAAUACAUCAAUUGGUCCAUUGAAGUUACAGUGUGUUUUCCUGUAUAUUUAACCCCUUAA
Messenger RNA from Pelobates cultripes (western spadefoot toad), 5808 nucleotides. Lineage: Eukaryota; Metazoa; Chordata; Amphibia; Anura; Pelobatidae. The record is from the annotation of a GenBank genome assembly.